AAGUGUCACAGUUCACCGCGCUUUCAUUGCUGGCGACCCGCAAAAAUUGCCAUGUUUCGAAUAGAAGUGUAUAUCGUGGUUCUCUCAAUAGCAUGUGGUGCUUACGCAGUUACCUUCGACAAUCUUUUAAUGGCGCUGAAUACCACCGAAAGGAUCUGGACCCGCACACGGAGUUUGAGAGUCCAUCAUUGCGCUUGCGUACACAAAUGCCAGCACUAUGUGAAAUUGAGCCUUGAUCGUAUGAAUUACAAAUUCCUCGAAUACUAUAAAUGUUCCGGCAAAAUGCAGAAGCGUCACCUGUAUGGCCAACUAAUUCCACAUAUGAAAGGACAACUGGGUCCCGUUAUGCGCGUGAGCAUGUGCCCAGGUGCUCCUGCAGUAGAUUAUACUUUACGGUACUGGGACCCAUAUGAGCGGUGUGCCAUUUAUACUACAUUAUUAAAAAGCAAAAUUGAAUGUGAAAUGCAUAUAUGGGAUGACAGAGUGGAUACGAAGUUACGCAACUGUUACAUGCAUUACUACAAAUAUUGUCACGAGCAGCAUCCCCUUUACAGUUCAGUUUGCAAGAACCAGCAGUGACUUCGUGAAGUGUGGAGAGCGUGCCGUAAGGUGCUCUGCGCAGACGCUCUGUAGAGUGCAAGGGAGUGUCAAAUAAUAAAUUGAAAACUAUGCUGUCGG
Molecule: messenger RNA, 678 nt
Organism: Dermacentor andersoni
Lineage: Eukaryota; Metazoa; Arthropoda; Arachnida; Ixodida; Ixodidae
Source: RefSeq, a predicted model, not a curated record